AUGCCAAUUAAUAUAUUGCUAACGGAAAUAUUGACUGAAAUUUUUGAAAACGUUGAGCCUCAUGAAUUACAUUCGUGUAUUUUCGUUAACAGGAGAUGGUGCAAAAUUGCAAUUCCAAUUCUCUGGAGAUCACCGUUUCAUUAUUGUAAUCUUCUUAGGAAUAAAUGGAAGUCAUUAAAACUUCUUGCAAGAACUUGUUUACUUUGUCUUGGUGAGGAUAAAAGAAAAUUUUUGAUGAAUGAAUCUAUGCCAUUACCAUCACCACCAUACGGUCAACAACCAAUUUUUAAUUACCCGUCACUUUUUAGGGUUAUAAACCUUGAAAUUAUUUGCACAAUGUCAGACGCGUGGGUUAUGAGCAACAAAGGAAAGUGUACAAAGCCAGAAUAUUGUAAAAAUUUAUUAAGAAAGACGUUGAUUGAGCAUCUAUUAGAACGAGCAGAGAUGAUUCACUUUAUUAAUAUUGAUGAAUUUAAUAUAAAACCAAUUAUCAACAAAAAUGCAUUAAAUUUACGUAGAUUAAAAAAGAUUAGAUUUUCAUCUCCAACAGAUAGAAAAAAUUCAUCUACUACUGAAAGUGUUUCAACUUUUUCGGAAAAUGUUUCAAUAUUUUCAAAAUUAACCAAUAAUCUUCAACAUAUUAUUGUCGAGAAUCACAAACGACAUGGUUCGUUUAUCGAAUAUGAAAGUGAUACUAAAGCAUUGGCUGAACUUUUAAGAAAUCAAGAAUCAUUGAAGUGUCUCGAACUUUCAGGAUAUAAUAUGAACGUAUCAUCAAUUUUUGAAUCAUUAAAGGGUAAAACAACCACUUUAACGAAGCUUUCACUAAAUAGAGUUGAUUUAAACUUUAUUAGUCAACGUGCGAUUACUUCAUGGAUCUCAUGCGUUAAUUUAAAGUCGAUAGAAAUUCAAAAUUGCAAGAUAGCCGACGAAUUUUAUUUCAAUUCUGGACAACAAAUAUUUCCUAAUUUAAAAAAAUUAGUAUUUGUUAAUCACGUUACUAAAUUUCCCGUAAAAUUUAUAAUUCAAAUUAUAAAAUCCACAAACAAAAAUCUCGAAUAUAUUAAAUUUGAAUUAGAAUAUUUAACAGCAAUUAAUCAAUUAGGUUUGAUUAAUACCGUUAUCCAUCAUUGUCCAAAUUUGUUACAUUUUGAUGUAGAUGAAUUGUUAAAUUCACAAAUAAUUCAAAUUUUAGAUUCAUGUAGGAAAUUGAAAGAAUUGAAAUUUGAUACAAGUCGCGAAUUUGAUAAUAGGGCAUUUAUUGAAUUGGCUAAGCAUAUACCACAAACAUUAAAAUAUUUGUAUAUAAACGUGGAUUGCUAUCCUUUUCCUGAUGCCUUUGGGAUGUUUAUUAAUGCUUUGAAUAAUGUUAAUCUUAAGGUCUUUCAUAUUUCUAAUGGUGCGGAUGAAUUGGGAAGUGAGUGUCGAUCAAUAUUAGAUAAACGUGGGAUUAUAUCAACUCGAAUUCAUUCUUAUCAACCAUUUUCAUAA
Dentiscutata heterogama is the source of this 1491-nucleotide messenger RNA. NCBI's taxonomy places the organism in Eukaryota, Fungi, Glomeromycota, Glomeromycetes, Diversisporales, Gigasporaceae. The record is from the annotation of a GenBank genome assembly.